Molecule: messenger RNA, 894 nt
Organism: Chelonus insularis
Lineage: Eukaryota; Metazoa; Arthropoda; Insecta; Hymenoptera; Braconidae
Gene: Cpr49Ah
Product: endocuticle structural glycoprotein SgAbd-2-like
Exons: 4
Coding region: 139-687 (182 amino acids)
Cellular component (GO): chitin-based extracellular matrix
Molecular function (GO): structural constituent of chitin-based larval cuticle
Source: RefSeq, a predicted model, not a curated record
UUCGUAUAAAAGCUGAUUUCUUUCCUCUCGCUAGAACACAGUUCAGUGUGCUUCUUCACUGUUUGCUUAAGCAUCUUCAUACGUUUUUCCAACCGGUCACUUAUUCAAUUUGUGAAAGAACAAGUCUAAGGAUACACCAUGAGACUCUUUGUAUUGUUAACAAUUGUGGGAGUUGCAGUAGCACAAAACCAAUUCCAGGGACGACAGAAUCAACAACAAUACCAGGAGGAAGAGCGUAGGCCGCAGGGUAACGACAGACAAUUCUCUACCACCACCUUCAUUCCCAUACUCCAAUGGAAUAAGGAACAAGAGCAUGAUGGAACAUAUAGAACAUCCUACGAGACUGGCAAUAACAUAAUCGCUGAAGAGAGCGGAUACAUCAAGACUUUCGGAGAAGGUGAAGACAAAGUUGAAGGGCUUGUUCAACAGGGUAGCUACUCUUAUACCAGCCCCGAGGGACAGAUUAUCACUGUUCACUAUACUGCUGAUGAAACUGGCUUCCAUGCACAAGGUGAUCACAUUCCUACUCCUCCACCUGUCAGUGAAGAAAUCCAAAAAGGACUUGAUCUUAUUUAUGCUGGAAUUAGAAAGCAAGAGGAAGCUGCAGCCCGUGAAACAGCUCUCAAGUCUCAACAACCACUGAACCAACAAAUCGAUAGGCAAGAUGAUAGAAAAUUCCGCUUGUAAAUCGUUCAUUUGUCAAGUCAAAAUCUCCGUAAUUUAUUCAUAAUAUUAUAUAUUACGAAGAGUAAUGACUAUCAAGUAUAUUAUUGUAUACAACAUUUUAUCAUAUGUAUUUUUAUAAUUUCUAAAUCUUGUUAUUUUUCAUCAUGUUUGUUUUUUAUCGACCAUGGUGAUCGAUAGUACUGAAUAAUACUCUAUAAUCGGAUGUAU